GUUUGUCCGUCACCCUCUGGAAGAGCGCCUCCGAUUCUUGUAACCUCUCCGUAUUGUUGGAUAAAGGUCGCUUCAUCUCCUUCACCCCAGGUGGGUGUGAGCGUUAGUAAGGUGUGCGCGUGGGGCCCGAGUAUAUUUUGGGGCGAUGUACUGUGCGUACCAGGAUCGGAAGGAGUUGGAGGACGAUCUCUAUCAAGAUGAUGAAGGGGACUCUGAUGGGUCGGAGGCCAACAGCGAGCUGGAGUUCCACCUCUACAGCCAGCUCCACUACUCCUCUAAUGCCAGGGCGCUGGAGGAGCAGGAGGACAGGGGAGAGACGGCGGAGGGCCAGGACAGCCUGCAGCCCGAGGGGCCCGAGAAGACUGUAGAUGUGGACGGAGAACGGGAACAUACUGGAGAAAGUAGGCCUCCAUCACCCGAUUUGAGCAAAUUACUGCAAUACCCGCAGAAAAAGGAGAAGAAGAAGCGAGAGAAACUCGAUAACCAGAAAACGGGGGACCCUAAAAGUCAGAGGUCGUCUUCAUCAUUUAUUGAGGAGGUCAUCGUGAUCGACUCCAGCCCUGACGUCAUCUCCAUCUCCGAGGAUGACACUGAUGAUGAUGAUGAAGGCGUCUGCAACUUAAAGGGCCGAAGCUUACGCCGGCUGCAGACUUCCACCCCGGCCCAACAGGGAAGCAAAAAAAGGAGUGUCAGUGCACUGGUGACUGUGGACUCCAGCACCUCAGCGUCCGACUUGGAGGAGUCCAAGUCCGACUCUUCGGACUCGUCAGAUUCGGAUCAUCUGGAGAACUGGAUGAUCCUGGGUCGAGGGAAGCAGGACGAAGACCAGAGCAUCUCGCUCAACCUGGAGGGAGGGACCGACAGCAACGAAGGUGCGUCUUUGUUCAGACUUUUGUGAUGCUUUUUUUUUGGGAGGGGAGGUUUUGCAUUCGCAUGUGCGGAGAACGUACGUGGCGGGUCUCUGUAGUUCGGUCCAGCUCAGUCAGAACACACGGCCUACCUGCAUUGAUGAGGAGCGAUGGGCCGCUCUGUGAGCGCUCUGUGAAUCUGUAAGCCCUCAGCAUUCCUGGCAGCGUCUGCCCAGUCGCUCGCUUCUGCGAUGCAUCUUUAAGUGUGUCUGUGUGCAUUGUGUGUUGAUAUGUGGGAAUAUUUGUGUUUAUAAAAUAUUCCACUUCUAAUCAGCAUGCAUGUGUACAUACACGCGCGCAUACCAGCAGUCGUAACGCUAAUGCCAAAAACAAACAAACGGAGAGACAACAGGGGAGGUUGGGAGAGAUGGGAGUAAUCAAAAAAUGAAUAAAAAUGUUCCCUGCAAAUCUCUUCAGAUCUACACAUUAUCUUAACCUGCAGCCUCAGCAACCUCUCCAGCCCCCUCCCUCCUACCUAACACUCUCCCAUCUCAUUCUUUUAUCCUAUUUUCUCACUAUUGUGCUCUCUCUCUCCCUCUUUCUGUGUCUCUCUCACUGUUCCUUCCUCAUUUGAAUUUCCCUGGGCUGAUGUUUCUGCAAGAGUGCUCACUGCCUCCUCUACACACAACUGGGCUAAAGGAGGGGGUCUGGAGCUGGUGGGGAGGCUUGAGGGUUUUGGCCUGCUUUUUGGGAGGAAAGGAGGAUUUUAGGUCUCUGUUUCUCUCCCUUUCUCUCUUCCUCGCUCUCUCUCCCUCUCUUGUCUGGCUUCUCUCUGUGAUCUUUGGAGCUUGACCUCAUGUCGGCACAUGGGGGGUCAUGGGUGUGGCGUGGAAGGGGGUCUUAAAGU
Anarrhichthys ocellatus (wolf-eel) is the source of this 1755-nucleotide messenger RNA. RefSeq names its product zinc finger CCHC domain-containing protein 7-like. Lineage: Eukaryota; Metazoa; Chordata; Actinopteri; Perciformes; Anarhichadidae. The transcript has 3 exons. The record is from RefSeq and is a predicted model, not a curated record. Bases 146 to 898 code for a protein of 250 amino acids.